AGUAACUUAUCUCUCAGUCAGUCUCAAUAAUUAUUAAUACGUAACUUAAAAUCAUAUUGAAAAGUUAUAAAAAUGACACAAAAUUAUUAUGAUUCUUUUGACAAAGUGGUUGAUUCAAAUACAGGUAUUCCAGAGGAUUAUUGGCAUCUCAUUGAUACUGCCAAUGAAAAUGGGACUAUACCAAACAAAGAAUGCUCAUCAUCCCAUCCUAGCCAAGAUGAAGCAAAUAAUUCUUCUACGCCAUCAUAUCUUUCUGAUUUUCAUCUACGCAGUACAGAAAUAGGAGAAAUUUCAGAAAUGCCAGAUUAUGAAAAUUUGAGUACUUCUGCAGUACUGCACUAUUGUAAAAACAAAAUUUUGAAACCUUAUUUGGGACUUUUAGCAGUUAUGGGAUUGCGACCAAACAGUGAACAAUUGGAACGCUGUUCUUUAUAUAGUAUUUUGGCCAAUUUUCAUACUUGUCAAGUUGUUUUGUUUAUGUGCAUGGGAUAUGUGCUACAAUAUAUGGCUUGUUACAGAAGAGACAGAGGAUUUUGUUAUAUUUCAACAGUUUUGAGUGAAAUAUCGAUUCCAAAUAAACCUCGGACCUAUGAGAGAACUUGUCAUGGAAAUGCAAUAUUUGCUUACUUCCUUCCAAAUGCUUUACAUUUAAUUGCUUACAUUUAUGCAAUUUAUUUAUUCCGCGUAAAAGAAAAUGAGCAACUUCAAAAUCUAAUGGAAAGAGCAUUUUUAUUAUCUUCACAUCCAGCUCACAGAGGAGGCCAAAAACAUUUGGUCAGAAUUUUAUGGCUUUUUAUUAUUCUUGGAGUAAUAUGGAUAAUAUGUGCUUCAAUAACAAUCAGCUUGAUGACAGCGAAUGAAAUAGUAACAUUCCAGUGGUUGAAAAAUAGUUCACAGGAUUUAGAAACUAUUCUCAAAGUUUGUUUAAUUUUAUGUACUUUAUGGCAUGAUAUGGUGCAAGGUACUAUCAUAACUAGUUAUUGCUUACAAGGUCAACUUUUAAUAUCACAUUUACACUUUCUAAGACUUAAGUUAAUUCAACAUACUAUGCCUGGACUGGAAUGGAUGAAAGAAGUGAGCGAAUUUAAAAAAUUGCUCAAGUAUUUCAAUGAUGAAUUUGGACCCCCUGUUUGUAUUUAUACAGUUGUAAAUAUAUCAUGGACAUUAACUGGUACAGCUUGGCUUUUGAAGUAUGACAGUGAAAAUGCCAAAAUGAAUCCAAUCACAUGUAUUAACAUAAUAAAUGUGAUUCUAUGGGCAUGGAUAUCUGUAGUACCAUUUAUACAAGCAGCUCGUUUGACAACAGCAUGUUCUAUGAUUCAAAAUACUGGACAUGAAGUUCGAGUGCGACCAUUUGUUCAUCAAAGCACACCAAGAGAAGACUUGGAUACUUUACUUAUGUAUACUUCAUCACUGAAAAUAUGUGCCAGACUUUUCAGAGUUCCUAUAACAGAAUUUCAAUUCGGCGCUCUACAUGCAUCUAGCAACUCAACAUAUGCAAAUUACCCUAGAAUAGCGACACUUCACACUAGAUCAAUCGAAACGCGAAGCGCGCAUGACCGGCCGAACGAGUCUCUAGGACUUUUCGCGCGAUGUCAGCAGAAGCGAUUGUCAGGCCUGCUGGCGUGUCGUCGUCCGUCUUUGCGCAGUCUGUCGUCUGGUGUGCAGUGUCCACGCAGAGUCAGGUCACCCUGUCGACGGCGUUAACAAUAAUAGCCAAU
Molecule: messenger RNA, 1721 nt
Organism: Trichogramma pretiosum
Lineage: Eukaryota; Metazoa; Arthropoda; Insecta; Hymenoptera; Trichogrammatidae
Gene: l(2)34Fd
Exons: 7
Coding region: 73-1707 (544 amino acids)
Source: RefSeq, a predicted model, not a curated record